Messenger RNA from Acanthosepion pharaonis, 504 nucleotides. NCBI's taxonomy places the organism in Eukaryota, Metazoa, Mollusca, Cephalopoda, Sepiida, Sepiidae. The record is from the annotation of a GenBank genome assembly.
AUGAGAACCAUUUCACAGCAUCUGGACGCUCACACCCCCUCUCUGCCAACGCUUCAAUUUUCUACCCGUUCCGGGCAGAUGUUCGAGGAGAAGGAAGGAGUGUUGACAUCUACGCCCGUAACUUCGGACUUGGCUCCUUGGGAUUGGAACCUCGUGACUAUCGGAAAAGUGAGUCUUCCGCAUUCUAUUUAUUGCUGGGAGAGCAGUUCUAGUCGGAGACGGAACUACCGUUGUCGAGGGUCAGCGGACGGCGGAAGAGCCGGGAGGGGCGGAGGAAACCAGCAGAAUCGAGGAACAACCCUGAGGCCGUCAGUAAGUGUUUCGACUCCAGACGAAGCCUCAUCAGACAAUCCGCUAAAGAGAAAUUGUCUGGUAACAUAUGUAUCGCCAUCUCUCUUUCUCGGCUGCCUCUGUUGUUCACUGUGGGUAUUUGCUUCUGUAUGCCACGAAUGUCUUUUUAAGAAGCCCUUGUAUCUCUUCAGUGUGGAUUUCUUUCUUUCUUGA